UGCAGAAAUCCUAUUAUUUUGGUUUUCUUUUUUACAACAGUUACCAAGGCAUGAAUCUAAUUCAUAUACAACUGCAUUUCCAGGUAACAGGAGCUAGCUUUACCACAUACUUUAUCUUUCAUUCGAAACAUCUCGCUUAUAUACAUUAUAACAUGAGAAAAUAUCGACAUUUCCGAAGGAAGGGUCAGCUGAUUAGAGGUGCGCGUAUUUCAAACGGAUUCGUAAACAAAGGACUAUCAGGAUGGUUUGUAACAAGGCUCCAUGUUUUGUUUUAAGUUCAUGUGAAAGAGAAGUCAUCAACAAGCACAAAAAAUCCAUCCAAGACAAAUUACAGAGCCAUGGAUCUGAAAAUGGUAGCCCUUCACCAGACACAGGUGUGAAGAAGAUAACAUUUAUUAAUUGUCAAGAUACAGUUUGUGAAGAUGCUUAUAACAUAUCGGAGUACUUUAUAUAUCUGUGUCGAAAUUAUCAGCUUUUACCCAAUGAAAGAAGUACUCUGCUUUCUCCUAUGGAUCAGCUGAUUGCAGUGCAGCUCUGCCUGGCAGAAAAGAACAAGGAGGAAAGGGGUGAAUUUGACAUAGAAACAAGCACGGUUUUUGAAUGUAAUAAAGAAAUCAUCAAGACUAAGCUCCAGUUUGCGGCUAAUGCAGAGCCCCCGAAGAUUUCACUUCAGUCUGCAUCUAAUGCAGACCCUCCAGAGUUUUCAAAAAACUAUCAUCAGUUUUUGAAGCAUUGCAACAAUGUGGACUCCUGUGACAUUUUCAAUCUAGUCCAAAAAGCAUAUUCUGAAAACUGUGAUCUCAGGGAAGAUAUGUCUAGUAACCUCUAUGUAUUUUUGGGUCUUCCCAAUGAUCCUGCAGAGAUUUCCAUGGUCACGAUGCUGUGUAAAGACAGAGCGGUCCAUAAAGUCAGUGUUGAGGUGUCUUUGGAGGGGGGUGAGGAUAUUGAUGUGUCUGUGGAGGGUGGUGGUGAGGAAGAAAAGGUGGAUGUUUGUAUUACAGCCUCAUCCCUCGACAGUCUGCUGUCACAGAGGACAAAGUGGAGGGGCAACAGCACCCCUGGUCCUUCACAGUCUGCUGCGUCCAUAAACCAGUUCUAUGUGCAGCUGGUGUACAUGGCCUAUCUGGAACUGUUAGUGAACUCUAGAUCUGAGCUUGCCCUGGCCAGGUCCUUUAAUGUGCCAGAGAGAGAACUUGAACUCUCUGCUUUCACAGACCUGAAACAUGAGGCCCAGAAAAAAAACAUGCCCAUGUACCAAACAGCCACUUCAUUCAUCAUGAAAGUGAGGCUGGGGGGCAAAGGUUACCAACCAGAUUCCACUUUACCAAUUACCCAGCACAUCAAAGGACUCAGUGACUUCAUCACCUUUACACAUAAACUGCAAACCAUCCUAGAGGAAGAGGAGAACUGCAGAGUUGCAUGUAGAAAGAUUCUAAAUGCCCUGAAGAAAGAAAUUAUCAAAACUCAAGAUAAAAGAAUUCAGACCUCCACUGUUGAGAAAAUUUGUGAGGAUCUUCAGAAGAGUGCUACUCAGGUCAUCCAGAGUGUGCAAAUGAACAGUCCGGGCAAGAAGCCAUCAUCUGGAGGAAGACCUCUGGGUUACAAGACUCUGAGAGCAAUCCAUCAUUUAGUGGAUAAACUGGUUACCAGUGCAGACAUUCUCAAAACAAACUCCCUGGAUGUUCUGUGUGACAGCUUCUCCAAUCAGCACACUCCAGUCAGGUUUCCCUGUCUGUUGUCACAGUUUAGAACUCCUUGUGAUGAUACAGACAGCCCAGAAUUGAACAAGUCAUUGGCUGAGAGACUUUUAGAGAAGCAGAAGAAAGAGACUCCUGUGCAUGCCAAGAGAUACAAGGCCACCAUGGACUGGGCUGCUCCUGUACACGAUGUCCAGAUGACAGACGACGCCCAGUCCUUCCAGUGUCAGAAGUCUGUGUAUGUCUUACCAAGCAAAACACUGGUGCAGCCAGCAAGUGCUUCGAAACAGAUAGCACUCCCAGGUCUGAAAGAGAGAACCUCACAGCAACUUAAUGAGGACAAUAAGAAGGACACCUCAAGUGAUCUCAAGGAAAAGCCUCUCGGUCAGGAAUCCCGACAGGAGGAGUCCAUCUCAAAAACGAAAGACGAUGUAGAAAAUCAUGUUGAAGUUGGGGGUAAAGGGAAGAAAAGGUUAGCAGAACCGAGUGAAAAGGAGCCAAAGAAAACGAAGACACAAACCCAGGGGAAAACUUGUCGCAGGAAACUUCUGCCCCAAAUCAAAGGCCAGCAACAAAUUAACAGGUUCUUCAGAUUGUAGGUUAUAAUGUGAAAGUGCUGCCCCCAAAUCAAAGGCCAGCAACAAAUUAGCAGGUUCUUCAGAUUGUAGGUUAUACUGUGGGCCAUUAUUGCUCUGCAGGGAUUAGAUGUAGAUCAAACUACUCUGGGUUGUCGUUAAAAUUGUGCUGUCUCUAUUUAUUUUAUUGAAAUAUACACACAUGUACAUGUAUUUUACACUAUUUAUUUUAUCCAAUCUUGAUAUUACACAUGCUUGAUAUUGUUCUGAGUGAAUAUUUGUUACCGCUAUGAACUGUGCUAUAAACAAAAUUAAAACUGCA
Molecule: messenger RNA, 2594 nt
Organism: Ostrea edulis (European flat oyster)
Lineage: Eukaryota; Metazoa; Mollusca; Bivalvia; Ostreida; Ostreidae
Product: PCNA-interacting partner-like
Exons: 12
Coding region: 242-2296 (684 amino acids)
Biological process (GO): negative regulation of double-strand break repair via homologous recombination
Cellular component (GO): chromatin
Source: RefSeq, a predicted model, not a curated record